AUGAUGUCAUCAGAGCACCUGACCUGUGGUUGGCUGCAGCAGCUACUCCUUGUACUUCUGAACUUUUGCCUCACUUUUGCUGGGCCUUUGCGACCACUCAAUGGGACCGAAUGCACAGCCAAGGGUCCUGCUUCUUACAUCCUGGUCUUUACUGGUCACUGGAGCCCACAGGCCUUCCCUAAGAUGUAUCCACUCUUCCGGCCCCCUGCACAGUGGUCCAAACUCAUAGCGGUCAGCCAUAAUCGCCAUUUUCGGUUGUGGGAGGAGGGUGCUCCAGCCAGCGCAGGGGUGCAGAACUUCGCUGAAGUCGGGGUGACAGUGGAGGUGAUGAAGGAAGCCAAGGAGGCCAGGAAGAGACGCGCAGUCGGUGCCAUGCAACGAACUGCCGGCAUCCCUAAUGGCAUUGGGCACAGCUCCACGGAGUUACUCAUGCAGCCCCGGAGCUCACUGUUGUCUCUGAUGGUAAAGAUGAUCCCCAGCCCCGACUGGUUCGUUGGCGUGGACGGCCUAAACCUCUGCGAGGGCAGCCGGUGGAAACAGGAAGUCACCAUUGACCUCCAGCCUUAUGAUGCCGGGACAGACAAUGGAUUCACUUUCUCUUCUCCCAACUUUCCCACCAGCCCCCCAGAAAACAUCACAAAGAUCACAUCUCAGAUGCCAAACCAUCCAGCCAACUCCUUCUACUAUCCACGUUUAAAGGAGCUUCCACCUAUUGCCAGCAUAAAGAUAACUCAACAGAGCAGAUCAUCUGACCGCCAAACCCCAAUGUCCAAUCAUAUUCUACCAAACUCUAUUAAUCCUAAGCGCUUCUCAGCAACACCAUUGGACUGUGAAGUGUCUCUCUGGUCAUCCUGGGGUUUGUGUCUUGGCCCCUGUUCUAGAGGUGGUGUCCGCCACCGCACACGUUACAUCCUCUUGCGGCCGGCCAAUGCUGGCGUCCCCUGCCCUGAGCUUGAGGAACAGGCUGAAUGUGUACCACACAGCUGUAUGAGACUCCAGUAACCCACAGAAUGCACAAGCACAGAUACUGCCAGUAUUCAACACUGGGGCGCUCAUGUUAUUACUGCUGGACUGAGAAGUGUUUCUGCAUUUUGAGCAUCUUCUUGAUAAUGCAAAAGGAUUUUUUUGUUUGUCACAGUCAAAUUGUGAAAAUGAAAGACCAUUAGUAUUAGAGUGUACAUCUCCUCUGGGUGUAUUUUUAAUGGCAAUAAAGGAAAAUUUAAAUCUGAGUGUAGCAGAGUGUUGGACGGUUAAUACAUGUUUAAGAUAACACUUUGAAUGUGUUCAGAUAAAAAAGGGAUUUUUAUAAAUUCAUGUGGAUGCAGAGUAAAGAAAAUUAAGAGGCAAAUGUGUCCCUCUUGAAAGACCAGUUUGAGAGUUAUUUGCUUUCAACAAAUAUAUGCAUUUAAUCUGUUUGCUUAUCAUGGCACACCAGAGUCAGGAAUCUUCCACACACUGUUACAUGUAUGCACACAUAGGUCCUUGCACAUACUGCAUACUUUUACAGGUAUGGAGGCAUUAGUUUACAUAGGUAACCCAUACAUGUUUGGCACAUGCGUCUUAUUCAAAAUAACCUGACACCCCAACCCCGAUUUAUAAAUAUCACCCUUCACAAAAAACAACUAAGAGCUUACUUGGCUUCAAACUAGUCUGAAGAAUAUAAUAAGAUAAUAAGAUACUUUUUUUUUUUUUAGAAAAGUUUUUACAGAAAGAAAGAUAAAUAUUUGUAUUAUUAUAUCUUUUGAUAUUUCAAUGUUGAUUGAUUUUGUAUAUACUGUAUAAUGUAUGUUAUCUUGUGUAACUCAUGAAUAAAUAUGGAGGUGUGUUUUUCAA
Messenger RNA from Etheostoma spectabile (orangethroat darter), 1833 nucleotides. It is a transcript of the gene spon2a, whose product is annotated as spondin 2a, extracellular matrix protein. Gene Ontology annotation, cellular component: extracellular matrix. The transcript is spliced from 5 exons. Gene Ontology annotation, biological process: cell adhesion. NCBI's taxonomy places the organism in Eukaryota, Metazoa, Chordata, Actinopteri, Perciformes, Percidae. The coding region runs from base 1 to 1002 and encodes 333 amino acids. The record is from RefSeq and is a predicted model, not a curated record.